AUGCAGAGAACAAAUUCGAGUGGAUAUUCAUCAGCUAAUUGGGUUAUUAAUCAUGAAAUACUACGAGGAAGUAGGCAAACAACGAAUUCUUCUCAAGCCACCAGUGGUUAUUCAGAAGCUGUGAGGGCUGAUAAUAAUGGAAGAUUACGAGGAAGUAGACAAACAACAAAUUCAUCUCAAGCCACAAGUGGAUAUUCAGAAGUUUUGGGGGCAAAUAAUAAUGAAAGAUUUCAGAGAAAUAGACAUGUAAGUAUUACUAAGGCAUUUUGGGAUGCCUCCUCUAGAAACACGACAGUAGAAUUUUGUGUUUCUUACAUAUAA
Molecule: messenger RNA, 321 nt
Organism: Saccostrea cuccullata (small rock oyster)
Lineage: Eukaryota; Metazoa; Mollusca; Bivalvia; Ostreida; Ostreidae
Exons: 7
Coding region: 1-321 (106 amino acids)
Source: RefSeq, a predicted model, not a curated record